AUGUCUAAUUAACAAACUUAAUCAUACACUUCCUCCAUCAUAUAUACACCUAUUCCAUUGAAGCUAUAAUUUAGUGCGUCUUGUUCCAGGAAGUAAAGUACGAAUUCUAACAUACUUGAAGAAAGUACUGCAUCUUCAUUCAUAUAUUCCAGAAGUCAAGAUAAUAUUUUGUAUUUUGUAGUGAAUAAACACUUAUAGAUUUGCUAAAUUUGAAUAAGAGAACCAAGAAAGACCUGAAAAUCCUAUGACAAGAGAUGAGAAAUUUAAGGAACUUCAAAACUUAUUCUUUGAUUCUGAAUCAUAUAUUACAGAAGUUGAACUGUUUUAUUGA
Paramecium primaurelia is the source of this 331-nucleotide messenger RNA. The record is from the annotation of a GenBank genome assembly. NCBI's taxonomy places the organism in Eukaryota, Ciliophora, Oligohymenophorea, Peniculida, Parameciidae.